Propithecus coquereli (Coquerel's sifaka) is the source of this 2246-nucleotide messenger RNA. It is a transcript of the gene RBM22, whose product is annotated as RNA binding motif protein 22. Gene Ontology annotation, cellular component: Prp19 complex; U2-type catalytic step 1 spliceosome; U2-type catalytic step 2 spliceosome. The coding region runs from base 123 to 1277 and encodes 384 amino acids. Gene Ontology annotation, molecular function: pre-mRNA binding; metal ion binding; U6 snRNA binding. The transcript has 10 exons. NCBI's taxonomy places the organism in Eukaryota, Metazoa, Chordata, Mammalia, Primates, Indriidae. The record is from RefSeq and is a predicted model, not a curated record.
AAGAGGCGCUAGACGCCUAAAUAAGACGUCUACAGGCCCGGCGCCAGCCUCGGGGUUUGACGGGAUUGUGGCGGUCUUCUCUCCCAACUCGGAAGCUACCGCUGCCUCCCGACGCUCCCAAGAUGGCGACCUCUCUGGGUUCCAACACCUACAACAGGCAGAACUGGGAGGAUGCGGACUUCCCCAUUCUGUGCCAGACGUGUCUUGGAGAAAACCCAUAUAUCCGAAUGACCAAAGAAAAGUAUGGAAAGGAAUGCAAAAUCUGUGCCAGGCCAUUCACAGUGUUUCGCUGGUGUCCUGGAGUCCGCAUGCGGUUCAAGAAGACUGAAGUAUGCCAAACCUGCAGUAAAUUGAAGAAUGUCUGUCAGACCUGCCUCUUAGACCUAGAGUAUGGCCUGCCCAUCCAGGUUCGUGAUGCAGGAUUGUCUUUUAAAGAUGACAUGCCAAAGUCAGACGUCAACAAAGAGUACUAUACACAGAACAUGGAGAGAGAGAUUUCUAACUCUGAUGGAACACGGCCGGUUGGCAUGCUGGGGAAAGCCACGUCUACCAGUGACAUGCUACUCAAACUGGCCCGGACCACACCCUACUACAAAAGGAAUCGGCCCCACAUUUGCUCCUUCUGGGUGAAAGGAGAGUGCAAGAGAGGAGAGGAGUGUCCAUACAGACAUGAGAAGCCUACAGAUCCAGAUGACCCCCUUGCUGAUCAGAAUAUUAAAGACAGAUAUUAUGGAAUCAAUGACCCUGUAGCUGAUAAGCUUCUAAAGCGGGCUUCCACCAUGCCUCGUCUGGACCCACCAGAGGAUAAGACUAUCACCACACUAUAUGUCGGUGGUCUGGGUGAUACCAUUACGGAGACAGAUUUAAGGUUUGUGGAUGAGGUGGGACAAAGUGCUGACAGCCUGUGUGCGCGUGUGUCUCCCAGAUCCCAAGCUGCUAGAGGAAAAGAAAAAGAGAAGGACGGAACCACAGACUCUGGAAUCAAGCUAGAGCCGGUUCCAGGAUUGCCAGGAGCUCUUCCUCCUCCUCCUGCAGCAGAAGAAGAAGCCUCUGCCAACUACUUCAACUUACCCCCAAGUGGUCCUCCAGCUGUGGUGAACAUUGCCCUGCCACCACCCCCUGGUAUUGCCCCGCCCCCACCCCCAGGUUUUGGACCACACAUGUUCCACCCAAUGGGACCGCCCCCUCCUUUCAUGAGGGCUCCAGGACCAAUCCACUACCCUUCUCAGGACCCUCAGAGGAUGGGGGCUCACGCCGGAAAACACAGCAGCCCCUAGCACAUCGUCACCACCCUGGGGCUCUAUGGAAGAAAGGGCACUCAGAAAUCCCAGUGCAUCUUGGAAUAAGUAUAGUUUUCCUCCCCUGUAGUUUCCGUGGUAGCUGAAUGUGUUCAGAUGUGAGCAGAGACCGACAGCCAUGCUUUCCUACACAUAUUCAAAGGAUCGACGGACCUCAAAUAAGCUGCCAUUAACACAUCUGAUUACUACUAAAACAUGACUAAUAAAACCCGAUGCCUGUUCCCCUUACCUGUAUGGGGGACGAGCGGAUGAGUGAGUUGGAAUGUCCAAUGGAGUUGCCAUCCCAAUUAUAUGUUCAUUUUGUACCUUUUUUGGGGGGGAAAAAUUGACCUGCAGUAAAAAACAUUUCGACCAUUUUUAUGUCCAUCGGGUAUUUUCGUUUUAUCAUUUAAAAAAAAAAGAUUACUAGUACUAAUCAUUGUAGUGACCUAAGUGUGAUUUAACUCUUGAAGUCACACCCUCAGAAAGACAAGUAGAAACCAGCACCAGCACAGCACAGCUCUUUUCUUUCCUCUCCUUUUCCUCAUUUAUUAGAAGGAAUCUGACUGAUGGGUUUACUUCUGCACGCCAGCAAAACAAAAGACAAAAAUAAAUACUACUUUUUAUUCCUGUCAAUCAGCUGGAAACACAAAUUUCAUGAAGCUGUGUAUCAUUGAAGAAACCUGGUGUCUGGGAUGAAAUUAUUUUAAAGAACUUCCUGUAAAACACUUUCUUUAACAAACUGAGAUGAAAAGUAUUGGAGCGUGUUUGAAUGGAAGACUUGUGACCUACGGCUGCAACUCUGAUCUUCAGCAUUCACCUUCAUGUGUCUUCAGCGUCUCGUUGUAAUUCCCUGCUUCUGUUCGGAAUGUCGUAGAAUGUUUGGGUGUAACUGCAUUGUAGAUGGCAGAGGAAAUUUGAUGUUGUGUUGUGUUUUUUGUUUUUAAAUAAUUAAAACGGGUCAAUUUU